Molecule: messenger RNA, 1017 nt
Organism: Neoarius graeffei (lesser salmon catfish)
Lineage: Eukaryota; Metazoa; Chordata; Actinopteri; Siluriformes; Ariidae
Gene: rasd2b
Product: RASD family member 2b
Exons: 2
Coding region: 1-1017 (338 amino acids)
Molecular function (GO): GTPase activity; GTP binding
Source: RefSeq, a predicted model, not a curated record
AUGUCCCCCACACCGACUGGCACGAAGGCGGCGGGUAUGCAGAGCUCCCCGGUGCCGCGCAUGGAGCCCGAAUUCCUCCCGAGCCCCUCCAGCGCCUUCCUGAGCGGCCUGGGGCUCGGGGGCCUCGGGGUAACGGCCACCAUCAAAGCGGGGCUGGGAGUGCAGAGACUGGCCGCGGCGCAGCUCAUAAAGCGGCGGGAGCAGAAGGCGAGAGCGGCGGAGGAGAGGAGCCACACGGCGCUGAGCUCCAGCCCCAAGCCGCAGAACUGCAGGAGGCUGGUGGUGCUCGGAGCGCCGCGCGUCGGGAAGACGGCCAUCCUGCGGCGCUUCCUGCGGGACGGGUUCGAGGAGCGCUACGAGCCCACGCGGGAGGACUUCCACCGCAAAGUCUACAGCAUCCGCGGGGAGACAUACCAGGUGGACAUCCUGGACGCAGCCGGGGAGAGAGACUUCCCCGCCAAGCGCAGACUCUCCAUCCUCACCGGUGAUAUCUUCCUGCUCGUGUUCAGCGUGGACAAUCGCAGCUCGUUCGAUGAAGUGUGCACUCUGCGCUCGGAGAUCACGUCGGCCAAGGCAGCGCUGGUGCCCUCGAAGGCGCAUGCGAGCAGCGUACCCAUGGUGGUCUGUGCAAACAAGGCAGACCUGCCAGUCGAGCAGCAUGCAGUGUCCCAUACAGAGGCCCUGCACGUGUUCGCAGAUGGCUGCGUGCUCUACGAGACAUCUGCCAAAGACAGCAGGAACCUGGAGGAGGCGUUCGAGGCGCUGGCGGAGAGAGGCGGGCUCCCGCUUGAGACCGGGCCGUCUCGGCACCGCAAGCUGUCCCUCCGCUCGUACCACGCCAUUCUGCGUGCGGCGCGUCAACGUGGUGGCGACACGCCGUGCGGCGCGGUACACCCGCUCGCACGCAGACCCAGCUUCGGAACGGACUUGCAGCUGGUGCUCGCCUCGCGCAAGGAACAGUCACAGAGCACGAAGCUGAGCAAAGCAGUGACUCAUCCAGCCUGCCCCAUCCAGUGA